GAGAGCCUAGAAGAAAAUUAUGUGCAGGACAGUAAAAUGGGAUUUGUCAUCAAUGCUAUAUAUGCUAUGGCUCAUGGGCUACAAAAUAUGCAUCAUUCCCUUUGUCCUGGACAUGUUGGACUCUGUGAUGCUAUGAAGCCGAUUGAUGGUAGCAAGCUCUUGGAAUUCCUCCUCAAAUCCUCAUUCAUUGGUGUUUCUGGAGAAGAAGUUUGGUUUGAUGAAAAGGGAGAUGCCCCUGGAAGGUAUGACAUCAUGAACUUGCAGUACAUAGAGCCCAACCGCUAUGACUAUGUCCUCAUUGGGACCUGGCAUGAGGGUGUGCUCAACAUCGAUGACUAUAGGAUUCAGAUGAAUAAGAGCGGAAUGGUCCGAUCAGUGUGCAGCGAGCCUUGCUUGAAGGGCCAGAUUAAGGUGAUCAGGAAAGGAGAAGUGAGCUGCUGCUGGAUUUGUACUGCUUGCAAGGAGAAUGAAUUUGUUCAGGAUGAAUUCACAUGUAAAGCCUGUGAGCUUGGCUGGUGGCCGAAUGCUGACCUGACAGGCUGCGAACCCAUCCCUGUAAAGUACCUCCAGUGGAGCAAUAUAGAGUCUAUUGUGGCUGUGGUCUUUUCCUGCCUGGGGAUCCUGGUCACCAUGUUUGUCACCCUUAUCUUUGUGCUCUACAGAGACACCCCUGUUGUCAAGUCCUCCAGCCGGGAGCUCUGCUAUAUUAUCCUUGCUGGCAUCUUUCUGGGUUACGUCUGCCCUUUCACCCUUAUAGCUAAACCCACCACGACAUCCUGCUACCUCCAGCGCCUUUUAGUGGGCCUCUCCUCUGCCAUGUGCUAUUCUGCCCUUGUGACCAAAACCAACCGCAUUGCCCGCAUCCUGGCAGGCAGCAAAAAGAAGAUCUGCACCCGCAAGCCACGUUUCAUGAGUGCGUGGGCCCAAGUGGUCAUUGCCUCCAUUUUGAUCAGCGUGCAGCUGACACUGGUGAUCACGCUGAUCAUCCUGGAGCCCCCCAUGCCCAUCCUCUCCUACCCCAGCAUUAAGGAGGUUUACCUUAUCUGCAACACCAGCAACCUAGGUGUCGUGGCUCCUGUGGGCUACAAUGGACUCCUCAUCAUGAGCUGCACAUACUAUGCCUUCAAGACUCGCAAUGUGCCUGCCAACUUCAAUGAGGCCAAGUACAUUGCAUUUACCAUGUACACCACUUGUAUUAUCUGGCUGGCCUUUGUGCCUAUCUAUUUUGGGAGCAACUACAAGAUCAUCACUACCUGUUUUGCAGUGAGCCUGAGCGUGACAGUGGCACUGGGGUGCAUGUUCACUCCUAAGAUGUACAUCAUUAUAGCCAAGCCCGAGAGGAAUGUCCGCAGUGCCUUCACCACCUCAGAUGUGGUGCGUAUGCAUGUCGGGGAUGGCAAGGCACCUUGCAAGUCCAACACUUUCCUCAACAUAUUCCGGAGAAAGAAGCCAGGGGCUGGAAAUCCAAAUUCUAAUGGAAAGUCUGUGUCAUGGUCUGAACCAGGUGGAAGACAAGAUCCCAAAGGGGAACAUACAUGGCACAGACUCUCAGUGCAUGUGAAGAACCAGGAGACAGGGUGCAAUCAGACAGCAGUGAUCAAACCCCUCACUAAAGACUACCAUGGCCAAAGCCUGACUUUUACCGACAUCAGCAGUAAGACUCUGUGCAAUGUGGUGGAGGAAGAAGAUAGAGAGCCUGUUCUCCUCAACCAGGCCAGCAGCCCCUCCAUGAUGGUGCACAGACGGGUGGCAACCACCCCACCUCUGCAGGCCACAGCAGAGGAGACCCAGCUCUUCUUGCCUGAGCAGUCCCCCAAGACCCUGCCCCUGCAGCCACAGUCUCUCAUGGACCAGCUGCAAGGAGUGGUCAACAAGUUUGCCACUGGCACCACAGAGUUCAAUGCCGCCCUCCCCACUCCCGGCUCAGGGAACGGUGUGCGGCCCCCGUACCAGCCCCCGCCACCGCAGCAGUCACCCCUGCAGCCUUUCCAGGUGGCUGCCUUCAGCGAGGAGACCCUCUCUCCCCCAGCUGAUGAAGCGGAGAGUGAGAAGGUAAAGCUCAUUCAGGGAUAUGUGUAUGAGAAAAACACAGAGGAGGAGGAGGACGAGGAGCCGGUGACCAGCAAACUGACUCUGGAAGACUCUCCGGCACUGACGCCCCCAUCUCCUUUCCGUGAUUCAGUGGUUUCAGGCAGCUCAGUGCCCAGCUCCCCUGUCUCGGAGUCGGUGCUCUGCACACCCCCAGAUGUGACCUAUGCCUCUGUCAUCCUGAGGGAUUAUAAGCAAAGCUCAUCCACCCUGUAGAUGCUGCGAGAGAAAAGACAGGAUGGACUUCGGCAGCUGCCCUUUGGGAGGAUUUGAGGAGACAAGUCUCCCAAGACUGUUGGGAGAGUGAGCAGAGAACAAAGUCACAAGUGACAGGGCAAAAAUUUCUUCCUGUACUUAAAUACCUAAAAUGAAACAAAAAAA
Empidonax traillii (willow flycatcher) is the source of this 2469-nucleotide messenger RNA. It is a transcript of the gene GRM1, whose product is annotated as glutamate metabotropic receptor 1. Lineage: Eukaryota; Metazoa; Chordata; Aves; Passeriformes; Tyrannidae. Gene Ontology annotation, biological process: G protein-coupled glutamate receptor signaling pathway; regulation of synaptic transmission, glutamatergic. The transcript has 6 exons. Gene Ontology annotation, cellular component: postsynaptic density membrane. Bases 37 to 2304 code for a protein of 755 amino acids. Gene Ontology annotation, molecular function: adenylate cyclase inhibiting G protein-coupled glutamate receptor activity; G protein-coupled receptor activity involved in regulation of postsynaptic membrane potential. The record is from RefSeq and is a predicted model, not a curated record.